This is a messenger RNA of Prunus dulcis (almond), 639 nucleotides long. Its product is annotated as 60S ribosomal protein L34. The transcript is spliced from 4 exons. The record is from RefSeq and is a predicted model, not a curated record. Gene Ontology annotation, molecular function: structural constituent of ribosome. NCBI's taxonomy places the organism in Eukaryota, Viridiplantae, Streptophyta, Magnoliopsida, Rosales, Rosaceae. Gene Ontology annotation, biological process: translation; ribosome biogenesis. Gene Ontology annotation, cellular component: ribosome; cytosolic large ribosomal subunit. Bases 74 to 436 code for a protein of 120 amino acids.
CUUUUAGCAACCCUUUUGUUGUCGUCCGUCGCACUAAAACCCAGAGGUAGCUGAGCUUAACGAGCACUCGAAAAUGGUGCAGCGGCUCACAUACCGAACGCGUCACAGCUACGCCACCAAAUCCAACCAGCACCGCAUCGUCAAAACCCCCGGGGGUAAGUUGGUUUAUCAGACCACCAAGAAGAGAGCCAGCGGUCCAAAAUGCCCUGUUACUGGGAAGAGAAUCCAAGGGAUUCCUCACUUGAGACCUGCAGAGUACAAGAGAUCUAGAUUAUCCAGGAACCGCAGGACUGUGAAUCGGGCUUACGGUGGUGUAUUAUCUGGAGGUGCUGUUAGAGAGAGAAUCAUUCGAGCUUUCUUGGUGGAAGAGCAAAAGAUCGUGAAAAAGGUUCUGAAGAUCCAAAAGGCCAAGGAAAAGCAGGCCGGCAAGAACUAAAUGAGGCCAAUAGCCUAAUGAGGCAGAGUGAUGGAUCAUUAGCCUUUUGAACUAUAAGACGAUAUGCUUGAGCGAGAUUUUGAUGUUAGAUUUUGUUGAUUAAUGAAUUUGGAGCAGAUUGGGAAUGCUUUUAUUGUUAUUUUGCUACUUUGGUCACUUGGGAAUUUCAUAUCAAUGACAAAUCAAUUGCCUGUUUCUUGCUA